AUGGUAGGUCGCCUUGUAUUUGUACACCCUACCUCUGGAGAGCUGUUCUAUUUACGGAUGUUGUUGUGUCACCAGAAAGGAUGUACGUCUUUUAAGGAUUUGCGUAUUGUAGCUGGAAUUGUGUAUCCAACUUUUAGAGUUGCCUGUAAUGCACUUCAAUUAAUAGGUGAUGAUGUUGAGUGGUUAACGUGUUUUACAGAAGCUGCAAUGUGGGCUACCGCAUCACAACUACGCUCGCUUUUCUGUCACCUACUCAUUUUCUGUAAGGUUAGCAAUCCACUAAGUGCUAAGUCCGCUGUGCCAUCCAAAUCAAUGAGUGACUUUGGUCUUCCUGUUCCGUCACUGGAUGUGACUGGUGUUCUACGAAAUCGUCUCUUAUUGGAAGAGAUGAGCUAUGAUAAGGAACAGCUACGGCAACAACACAAUAACCUUAUACGAAAGCUAAAUCACCAUCAAAGAUUAGUGUACAACAAUGUUGUCUCUUCCAUUGACAACAACAGACAUGUACUAAUAUUUGUCUAUGGGCACGGUGGGACUGGUAAAACGUUCCUAUGGACGACCAUUCUUUCCCAUUUGAGAUCUAUUGGUAAUAUCGCUUUGGCUGUCGUUGCGUCCGGAAUAGCAUCGCUUCUUUUACCGCCCGGUACAACCGCACAUUCAAUCAAAAUACUGAUUGAUUUAAAGAACAAAAAAUCAUGUGAUAUCAAAAAAGUACCUUCCUUGGCGAUCUUUUACAACAAACAACACUCAUACUAUGGGACGAAGCACCAAUGA
Messenger RNA from Lactuca saligna, 774 nucleotides. NCBI's taxonomy places the organism in Eukaryota, Viridiplantae, Streptophyta, Magnoliopsida, Asterales, Asteraceae. The record is from the annotation of a GenBank genome assembly.